CUCAUUCUUCUUUCAUUUGCUUCCAAGCCAUGGCUAGAGAUGAGAAUUGUUUUUGCGACGAUUAUUUUCUACUCAACCCGAAAGAAGCAGGUUUCUUUGAUCUUUUUCGCCUACUUUGUUCCUCUCAAUUGGGAAAUAGAAGAUUCAUUGACUUUCCAGGACAACAACAACAUCAAAAUUUUCGCUAUAGAUGGAUCACCUUCAUCUCCGUUCUUGUUCAGAAACUCCUCAUGUUAGGGACAAAACCGAUGGCACUGGUGGGGAAUGUGAUCGAGAUGUGGCUAAAUCUUUUAUCAAGCAACAGCGGUCUUGUCGGUCUCCUACGAAAUACUGUAACAAGUUUAGUCUGCUUCCCUUGUAUUAUCAUUUUUUCUCUUGCAUUUGAAAACACAAAAUAGCUGCCUUUGAUAGAAUUUGACCCUAGUUUUGAUUUAGGACUAUACCCACCUUGGUUUGCAUGAAAACUCAUAUUGUUGCAUGAAGAUCAAUUGUUUUGUCACUAAAAAGGUUCAAAGGACAAAAACUCAGAGAUGAGCUUUUUCAUUGUGCAGUGAAAUUAGUGUGGCCUCAUAAAUCAUCGGCGACGUUCGCAUCGUUGCUAGCAUAUAUCGACACUCGGAUUGAUUUAGACAACAACAUUAAACCUGGUGACAACAAAUAUAAAGCGUCCCUGGCUAUGAUGGCUGCGAAAAUAUCGUACGAGAAUGAAGCCUUCAUUAAAACCAAAGUCAUAGAACAUUGGAAGGUAUGUUUUUUGCAACAAAUGUUAAA
Molecule: messenger RNA, 771 nt
Organism: Durio zibethinus
Lineage: Eukaryota; Viridiplantae; Streptophyta; Magnoliopsida; Malvales; Malvaceae
Source: RefSeq, a predicted model, not a curated record